Bipolaris oryzae ATCC 44560 is the source of this 264-nucleotide messenger RNA. RefSeq lists its product as uncharacterized. The record is from RefSeq and is a predicted model, not a curated record. The annotation marks the transcript as partial. The transcript has a single exon. NCBI's taxonomy places the organism in Eukaryota, Fungi, Ascomycota, Dothideomycetes, Pleosporales, Pleosporaceae.
CCAAUAUGUGUUGACGAUCGUGUACGUCGGCCAAUAUAUGCAGCUUAUGAGGCUGCACCAUGUCCGCUGGUGCUGUCCAAUUACGCGGGGCCGGCUAAACAGUUUUGCCUCAAAAUAGAGAGGCGUGCUGGGACGACAGAGCCGAUAGGCGAACUAGACUCUCAGCCGCGAGAUCUAGAGAAGCCGAAAUGGGAACGAAGGCUGAGGCUGCAUAUACAUAUUCGUGUUCUGGAAGAGGGGCUGUGGGGGGCUUGGCAGUGGUAG